GUGAUUGUCAAAUUGUCAAUUCAAUAUUUAAUUCGUUUCUUACGCCUCUAAGCGCUUUUUUACAUUUAAUAGAAUAAUUUUUAUUUUAAAGUCAUUAUGGAUGUCUUUCUAAUGAUUAGGCGAAAAAAAUUAACCAUUUUCACAGACGCCAAGGAUACGACGACCGUGUUAGAAUUAAAGAAAAUGAUCGAAGGUAUCCUAAAAGUACCACCAGCAAGUCAGAUGCUGUUCAACAAAGACAGUCAGCUGAUGGAAGAUGAUACGACCCUGGCGGAGUAUGGCCUCACAUCAGCCACAGCUAAAGCUCAAUGCCCUGCACCAAUUGGACUGGCCUUGAGGAAGGAAAAUGGAGAAUUUGAAGCUCUGGAUUUGACUCCGUACUCAUCACCACCCGACCUCCCAGAUGUCAUGAAGUCUCAGGAAACCAAUGGACAGGAACAGAUGGAUCAGCAUUAAACGGCACGGUGGCAUUUCAAACGGAACAGUUGCAAGUAAAACCCCACAUCAUCGGUUUCAUAAAUACCCGGUUCGACGUGAACUGGACGGACGGAAUCUAUUUUAUUUUUGCAUACGGACAUAUUUUGUUUACGUUUUAUCAAUUUGUGUUCAAUUUUAACAUAUUCUGUUAUGUCUACUCAAUUGUUUGUAGUAUUUUUCUAAUGCUUUGUAAGGGAAUAGCGCUUUUCGCAAUAUAUGAUCUAAAAUAAAAUAAUUUCAACUCCUAUGGUUCAUGUAUGACACGCUCAAUAAUAUCGUAAUAAUAAUUAAAAAUACGCGUCUCCAAGACCAAGUAAAGACUGAAUUCGGUCGUUAACAACUUGUACAUCGUGAUAAUAUACAAGUAAUCAUUCGCAAACGCAAAACCGUGAACAACUUUGAUUCCUUGAAUAUUUUAUGAUCUCCCUCAAUUCGGGAAUAUAUCGUUGCAAAUACAAAAGCUAGAAUUUUGCAAGUAGGUCCAUAUAUGAAAAGGUUGUCAAUGAAUGUAGUAAUUGAAAAUCCUCCUUUUUGAAGUUGGUUAAAUAUUAUGAACUUUAGAAAAUCAACUUUAACUUUUUAUUUUUAAAGUGAAUUUCACAAAUUUGUUUAUUUUAUUUUCAGUUGCAAUGCAUGCAUGCAGAUGCAAUUUAUUAUUGAGCGUGUGAUAUAGUUAAUACUGUUUCGUUGCUAUUAAAUUAUAAAUAUUGUGACACGCAAGAGGUUAUAAGAAAGCCAAUCAGUACAGUCGAGAAAUGGACUCAUGAUUAAAGUGACCAUCCGACACUGUUUAGGCGAGAAAGUCCUGCUUCUGCAGACUUCCGAAGUGUCAAGAUCAACACUAAUGUGUUGUUCUGAUGUUCUUUGAGCGAUUUAAUGUCCCACUUUGACCGGAUAAAUAAAUGGUUACAUUACUCAUGAUCCACUUUAAAACUGUUAUAGUGUCAACAUAGUUUAUUAUUGAUUCAACAUGGUAUUUACUAAAUAAUUACAUUACUGUCAGAGUAUAGGAGCUCUGUGUCUCCUUUUUAUCGGUCUUAGUGUACAAUAUUUUAAUAGCGUUCAUAUAGAUAGGUGUGCUCUCUCCAUUAUAGCUUAGAGGCAAUGGACACUUAUAUAAUUUACGGGCCGAAAAAAUUUGCCCAUAGACAAAUGUCUACCAUCAUGCUUGAUUUCUCAGGGAAUAUUGUUACAAAGUACAUUUUUUUGGCAUCGCACAGUUGCAUAAAUGGUAUCUGUCUAUAGUAUAAUCGGUCUUGCUUACCCAAAGCAGGAUUAUAGAAGUGCCCAUUGUCUUAAUUUUAAGUCAAAUCGGGCCGAUUCUCACUGCUUAGUUGAGCUCAAGCAAUGAGCGGGCAGUAUCAACGAAAUUCUUAAAUGUACAUACAUUUAACUGUGGUUUAGUAUAGUGUGGUUGUGCAUUAUAUAAUUUUAAAAAAUGCCAAUGUCUAAAAAAAGUCUUGCCUCCUUAUUUAUUAAAACGACAAAUGAGAGUAUUUUAGCUAUUGAAUUGUUUUCUCCCUUUCUUCAAGAUAUAUUAUUAAUUUGAAAGAAGGACAAGACAUUUUAAUAGUUAAAAUAUGCUUACAGGUUUUAAUUUUUAUGAGUUAGACUGUAACGUCACAAUUUCGCAAUGACCACCGAAACACGGAGGAAGCCCUCUAGACAAGUACAAGUUCUGUUAGGAAUAUCGCCAGUAGAAAACUUUAACAUACAUUUUAAACAUGAUCAUUAUAUGCUAUUGAAAAUAACUUCAACCACAUAAGUGAUAUCAAUAACUUAAUUUUUUUUUUCUACUUUGAACCAUUAAAUUUCGCUUGAUAUAAAAAAAGCCCACUUUCCGCCAAUUACAUUGACCAUUAAGUUUCAUUUACAUUUUUGUCAGUAUUUGCAUUUAAAAUUUUUAAAUAGUUAUGUUAUGUUUGAAAUAUCCAUGUAUAUUAUUACCUGAUAACACAACUCCAUAAAUAAAACUCCGUAUAAAAUAUCACUACGGCACAGAAUUGGC
This is a messenger RNA of Achroia grisella, 2485 nucleotides long. It is a transcript of the gene EloB, whose product is annotated as elongin-B. Bases 97 to 456 code for a protein of 119 amino acids. The record is from RefSeq and is a predicted model, not a curated record. Gene Ontology annotation, cellular component: VCB complex; elongin complex. Gene Ontology annotation, biological process: transcription elongation by RNA polymerase II. The transcript has 5 exons. Gene Ontology annotation, molecular function: protein binding. NCBI's taxonomy places the organism in Eukaryota, Metazoa, Arthropoda, Insecta, Lepidoptera, Pyralidae.